This is a messenger RNA of Jatropha curcas, 1485 nucleotides long. NCBI's taxonomy places the organism in Eukaryota, Viridiplantae, Streptophyta, Magnoliopsida, Malpighiales, Euphorbiaceae. The record is from RefSeq and is a predicted model, not a curated record.
GAUUGUCUGAAGUCACGUUUUCUUUCUGUUGCAUAGCCGUAACCUUUUUCUGCUCAAUUUUUGGUUAAAGCUCUCAAAAAGGCUAUAACCCUCAUCUCUUCUCCAUGGCUAUAUAUACAAUUCAACACAUCCUUGCAAUUUCAUUGCUAAGCCAACAAAGAAAAUCAAGAAUUCCCGACUUUGGUAACCCUUUUCUUGAUUUAUAGUAGGUUUAGAUAUUAUGGGUGCAAGAAAUAUAAUCUUGUUUGCCGUUUCAUUAGUGCUAGUUUUUAAGAUAGCUGAAAGUUUGGAUUACCAAGAAGCAGACUUAGCGUCGGAAGAGAGUCUUUGGAACUUGUACGAGCGGUGGAGAAGCCAUCACACAAUCUCUCGUAGCCUGACAGAGAAAAAGCAGCGAUACAAUGUGUUCAAGGAAAAUUUGAAGCAUAUUCAUAACGUUAACCAGAAGGAUAAGCCUUAUAAAUUGAGAUUGAAUAAGUUUGCGGAUAUGACUAAUCAUGAGUUCUUGCAACAUUAUGGAGGCUCUAAGGUUAGCCACUUCAGGAUGCUACAUGGGUCUCGUCAGAAAACUGGGUUUAGCCACCACAACACUGAUCUUCCACCUUCCGUUGAUUGGAGAAAGAAAGGAGCAGUCACUGGUGUAAAGGAUCAAGGCAAAUGUGGUAGCUGUUGGGCAUUUUCAAGUGUGGCAGCAGUGGAGGGUAUUAACAAAAUCAAAACAGGAGAAUUAGUUUCUCUAUCAGAGCAAGAGUUGGUUGAUUGCAGCUCUGCCAACCAUGGCUGUGAUGGAGGAUUAAUGGAACAGGCAUUCAAGUUCAUUAAGAAAAUUGGUGGAAUAACCGCAGAGACUACCUAUCCUUAUACUGCUAGAGAUGGAUCCUGUGACUCAAACAAGAUGAAUGCUCCUGUUGUGCAAAUUGAUGGAUACGAAAUGGUGCCAGAAAACGACGAGAAUGCAUUGAUGAAAGCUGUUGCUAACCAACCAGUAUCUAUUGCAAUAGAUGCAGGCGGAAAAGAUAUGCAAUUCUAUUAUGAGGGAGUAUUCACUGGAGAUUGCGGGACAGAGCUAAACCAUGGGGUAGCACUUGUGGGAUAUGGCACAACACUAGAUGGCACAAAGUAUUGGAUAGUGAAGAAUUCAUGGGGAAGUGAUUGGGGAGAGAAUGGUUACAUAAGAAUGGAAAGAGGGAUUGAUGCAGAAGAGGGACUGUGUGGUAUAACUUUGGAGGCCUCUUACCCUAUCAAGAAUAGCUCAGACAACAAGAAAUCACCCGAUUCUCGCAGAGAUGAACUCUAAAUUUGAUUAUAUCUAUCUAUAUAUAUAUAUGCCUCAAUAACUUAAGGACCUAAAAGGAGAGUUUUUAAAUUUAAUUACCGCUUUCUCUUUUAGUAUUAAUUAAGUUGAAGUUGGAUUUCUUUGCCAUCUCUUUUGUUAUAUAUAGUUCAAUGAUUUGAAUUCCAAAUAAAACCAAUGCUUUCUCUCAA